Molecule: messenger RNA, 765 nt
Organism: Asparagus officinalis (garden asparagus)
Lineage: Eukaryota; Viridiplantae; Streptophyta; Magnoliopsida; Asparagales; Asparagaceae
Product: 4-hydroxy-2-oxo-heptane-1,7-dioate aldolase-like
Exons: 1
Coding region: 1-576 (191 amino acids)
Cellular component (GO): cytoplasm
Molecular function (GO): aldehyde-lyase activity
Source: RefSeq, a predicted model, not a curated record
AUGAUCGACUCUGCCGCCGCCGCCGAGGGACGGCCGUCUCUUCUGCCGCCUACCCCCCUUCGCGGCGUCCGCGGUGCCGCGCACACGAUCGUCUCCGCGCCUCCUGCGUACGGCAUCGAUGUACGGCUACCUCUCUCGGAUCAGAGGACGAUCUCUUUUAUCGAUGUGCCAGCGUUCGAUCGGCCUAAAGCGAUCGUGGAGAACAUUGAGGAGAUUGCUAAUGUCGAGGGGGUGGACUGUAUUCAGAUGGGCCCGUUGGAUCUGAGUGCGAGCAUGGGGUAUUUGUGGGACCCUGGUAAUAGAAAGGUGAGGGCUUUGAUGAAGGAGGCGGAGAUGAGGGUUCUAGGGGUGACGAAAAAGAAGGGGGUUUAUUUGGGAGGUUUUGCGAUGCCGCAUGAUAAGCCGGAGGAUUUGAAGAUGAGGGGGUAUCAUAUGGUGGCCGGGGCAGUGGAUAUUGGAAUGUUCCGGAAGGCAGCGGUGGAGGAUGUGAAGAGGUUUAGGGAGGCGGUGACGGAGAUUGGGGAGGAGGGUGAUGAUGAUGAGAAGACUAAAGAGGAGGGGUAUUGGAGCGAGUGACAAUGUGAGUGUUCUUUGCUACUCUUCUAGAGAUUUCUAAUGAGUAUAUCGCAUGUAGAAUGUAGAAUGUGAGGAUGUAGGGUUUCUUUCUCUAUUGAUUUAAAUUAUCUUCUUAUGUUUUUGUUGUUUAUUUGUGCGUAGAGAAUUGAAAUAGAGCUUUCUUCUUUUAGAGGCUCUUGUGUCAUUGAA